AUGAUUAAAAUAACUGGGACUCCUGGUUUCAAGUUUUUAUCGUUGAAACCCAAAUCUUCUUUAUUGUUUAAUAUUAUGAAAUCAAAAAGAUGGUUAUCAUCAUAUAUUGAACCUAUUGCAAAAGCAGCAGUUUUUAAUAAGCAUGGAAUUCCCCAAGAAGUUUUAAGAGUAAUGACCUAUAAGUUAUCAUCUUUGACACCUUCAACUUUACACUUAAAAUUUCUCGCGGCACCAAUUAAUCCUUCAGAUAUUAAUCAAAUUGAAGGGAUAUAUCCUAUAAAACCCUUAUUUAGGAGUAGUUUAGGAGAUAAAACUUUUGAAGAUGAUCAAAAAGUUGCUGUAGGAGGGAAUGAAGGUGUAGCAGAAGUAAUUGCUGUUGGAGAGAAUAUUAAAGAUAUUAAAGUUGGAGAUUGGGUAAUUAUGAAUAAAAAUGCAUUUGGAACUUGGAGAACAUAUGCUGAAGCAAAGCCUGAUGAAGUACUUCGAAUUCCACAUGAAGGAAUCAAUUUAAUUCAGGCUGCUACUUUAAGUGUCAAUCCUUGUACUGCUUAUCGAGAUUUUGUUAUUCAAAAUGGAGCAAAUAGUGGUGUUGGUCAAUUUGUGAUUCAGAUGGCAAAGGCAUGGAAUAUCAAUACAAUUAAUAUUAUUAGAGAAAGACCCAAUCUUCAAGAGUUGACAAAUCAUCUUAAAUCACUUGGAGCAACAUAUGUAGUUAGUGAUAAAGAUAUUCAAAAAAAAAAAAAAGAUGAAUUUGAAUGGUAUAAGGCCAUUGAAGAUAAAGGAAUUGUUUUAGGGUUAAACUGUGUUGGAGGGAAAAAUGCAACUUAUAUGACAAAACUUCUUAGAGAUUCAAGUUUAAUAGUAACCUAUGGUGGAAUGUCACGCCAACCACUCACUAUUCCAGCUUCUCAAUUAAUAUUUAAAGAUUUAAAGUAUGUUGGAUUUUGGAUUUCAAAGUGGAAUAAGAUCAAUUCUAAAGAAAAGAGAUUAGAAAUGUUAAAUGAAAUAAUUAAUCUUAUUAAACAAGGUAAACUUGAAACAGCAGUUUAUGAAGAAAAUUCAUGGGGAAAAGAUGAUAUUGAUAAGGAUCAACAUAGAAUUCUGGAAAUUUUGAAAAAAGCUACUGAAGAGUUCAACAAGAUCAUUAAUAAUUAUGAUAAAAAUCAGGAACAUGAUAAUAAACGUAAACCAUCUUCAUUCAUCACGCAGAGUAAUGUCAAAACCUUCGGCAACUUAUUUAAUAAUUAUGAUGGCAAUCAAAAAAAUAAUAAAUCAUCUCCGUUAAUCACCCCAAAAAAUAUUAAAAUCGCGAGCAAGUUCGUUAAUAAUUAUGAUGACAAUCAAAAUGGUAAUAAAUCAUCUUCAUUAAUCACACAGAAGAAUGUGAAGAAUUUUCAAGAGGUGGUUUGUUAUUCGAAUAUACGAAAGAACCAGAACCAAGAUGAUGAUAACCGAUCUCAAGCAUCUCAAAUUGAUUCAGUAAUUAAUAAAAAUAAUCUUAAUAAAUUUAAAAAGUUUGCUAGUAAAAAUGAAGAUGAAUUAAAUAAAUCAUUUCAAAAAUUGCAAAACAUUGCUGCUGCUUCUAUUGAAAAUCGAGGAAAUCAUAAAACAAAUGAGAAAAGAAAACCACCACCACUUCCGCCAAGACAAAAUUCUAUUGUUGCCGAAGAACCUUUAGAUUAUAAUGAAGAAAAUUACGCCAAGGAUGAUAAUUUUACACCACCACCACUACCUCCACGUCGUGGUACAAUGACGGGUGUAGAUGAUGAACCAAGACAAAGUAGUCCUCGUUCAGCCCGACAAAAUUCUCAAUCUGUAGGAAGUCCUCAAAAAAGGACAUCUAGUAAUUCGGUUAAAAGUAAUGAAAGUAUUAAUAGUUCUGCGAAAUCACUUAGCGCUACACUUGAUAGUGAAACAUUUUAUGAAAAUAUCGAUGAUUAUCCCGACCCUGUAAGUCGUUGCUUACCUAUAGUUGGUGAAGGGUUUCAACAACACUUUGAUUGUUCGGAGUACGACUUUACUUCGAUUGAUGAAUAUGCUUGGGAAACACCCGCAUCAGAGACUAGCUCUAUUGAAAAGUUAUCAUAUUAUUUAACAUCAGUUUGGGAUUAUGACCUUUAUAAAUUACGUGCAAUUUUCGCCUGGAUCGCUCAUAAUAUUUCAUAUGAUUGUUCAGGUGCUUCAAAGUUUAGCACAGGAAAAGAUGUCUUAAGGACUAGAAAAGCUGUUUGCUCUGGAUAUAGCGAAUUGUUUAAUGAUUUGUCUUGUGAAGCAGGUUUAAAUGUCUGGAAGAUUACCGGAAAUGCGAAAGGUGCGGGAUAUCGAGUUGGGGAUGCGGGAAUAAAUGAUUAUUCACACGCAUGGAAUGGAACAAUUUAUGAAGGAGAAUAUUUAUUGUUUGAUUGUACGUGGGGAGCAGGAGUCGUUAAUAAUAAUCAAUUUAAGAGAGUUUUUCGACCAUUUUAUUUUAUGUGUUCACCACUUAAAUUAAUAUAUACGCAUUACCCAGAAAAAACAAAAUAUCAAUAUUUACAACCACCAAUAACUCGACCAGAAUUUAUUAAUCAGCCACGUUAUAGACCAGAAUUUUUCGAAGCAGGACUUUCUUUUAUACUUUAUUUUGGUUGUGAAAUUGUAGCAGUUGAUGAUAAUAUAAUUUUAGAUAUAGAGCAAGUGAAUAUUAAUAUGGGAGAUAAAAUUACUGCACAUUUGGAUUGGAAUGGUCAAAAAAUAGACACAAUUACUCAACGAUUGUCUAAACCUGGACCUAAAGGUGGUUUAAUAAAUAGAAUAAGAAUUGGAUGCCCAACUCGUGGAACAGGAGAAUUAAUCAAAAACCCAGGCACUGGAGCUAAAUAUAAAAAAUUUAUGCAAACAUUUUCUACACCUUUUUCAUGUUCAAUUAUUAAACCUAUUGUUGCUUCAUUAGCUUAUACAAAGAAAGUAAGAUUUGAAAUAAUUGUAUUUGGUCAAGAAGAUAAUUUGCCAGAUAUUUCAAUUGUAAGUCCAGGAUUUGAGAAAAAAGAACCAUUAAGACAAAUUUAUGAGAAACGUAAUGAAUUUGGUGCAUUCACUAUGGCAUGUGAUGUUCUAUUAAAUUAUAAAGGUGUAUGGAAUUUGGUAUAUCAAAAUAAGGAAAAUUCUUUCAGUUUUAUUGCCAGUUAUGAUGUAAAAUAA
Molecule: messenger RNA, 3177 nt
Organism: Diversispora eburnea
Lineage: Eukaryota; Fungi; Glomeromycota; Glomeromycetes; Diversisporales; Diversisporaceae
Source: the annotation of a GenBank genome assembly